AUUAUUCUAUAUACAGGAAAAGAAGCUAGGGUUCCUCCGCAAUUCUCACUCGUUCAACUCAACUCGCUCGCAUUCUGGUAGAAAUUAAUAGCUAGCUAACUACCAGGUCCGUUAUAAUUAAUUAUCAGGUUUGAUAGGUAGAAUAGAACCAAUGGAUUAUGAUGUUGUAGCUGAACAAAAUGUUGCCGCUUAUGGCGACCUCGAAGAGCACCAACAGUAUGAGGACCAAUACGAACAUGAAGAGGAACAACCUUACGAGCGAAACUACGGGUCGAAUGAUAACGUAGUUGAUAGUACAUCCCGUCAUGACUUAAAGCAUGAUUCGUCGUUUUCAGCAGGAAAACUUUUUGUUGGAGGCAUUGCGUGGGAGACUUCGGAAGAAUCAUUCAGCAGGUACUUCAGCAAGUAUGGAGAAAUUACAGAUUCAGUGAUAAUGUUGGAUAGAAUCUCUGGAAGACCACGUGGCUUUGGAUUCAUCACAUUUGCUGAUCCAGAAGUUGCUGAUAAGGUUUUGCAGGAAGAACAUGUCAUUGAUGGAAGAGUGGUGGAAGUGAAGAGAACAGUCCCUAGAGAAGACAUGCAGGUUAGAGGAGUGUCGAAAACAAAGAAAAUAUUUGUCGGUGGUCUUCCACUGACAUUACAUGAAGAUGAGUUAAAGGAGUAUUUUUCUUCUUAUGGUAACAUUGUGGAGCACCAAAUUAUGAUGGAUCACAACACUGGUCGGUCCCGAGGUUUUGGUUUUGUAACCUUUGACAAUGAAGAUUCUGUUGAUAAGAUCUUUUCUGAUGGUCGAAUGCAUGAACUUAAUGGCAAAGAAGUUGAGAUAAAGAGGGCCGAGCCAAAAAGAUUUGGUUUCGAUCAUUCAACUGAAGGUCGUUUCCGCGGGAGGGGUAGUAGUUCAAGAUCUGUUGGUAACUAUGGUAGUAGUUCAGAAGGUUUUAGAGGUGGAUACGGUGGUAAGCCGGGUAGAGGCUAUGGUGGUAAUUAUGGUGGAUAUGGCAGCUACGGUGGUUAUGGAAACUUUACUGGAAAUUAUGGUGCAGGUGCUACAGGAUUUUAUUCAGGCUAUGGUGGAUAUGGCUAUGGUUAUGGAUUUGGUGGACCAAUGUAUAGUGGUGGUGCGUAUGGGGGCGGUGCCUAUGGGGCUCCAGUUGGUUAUAGUGGAGCUGCUGGUUAUGGUAUGGGUAAAGGAUACAAUGUUGGCGGAUAUGAUGGCGGUAGAGGCUUUGGAAAUGCUGGCAGUAGUGGAGGAUAUGGCAAUGGGAAAAGCUAUGGCAGCGGCACUGGUGGUGGUACUGGUGGAUAUGGAGGAAGUAAAGGAUAUGGGAAUGGUGGUGGUCCAAGUGGUAGGUUCCAUCCCUAUCGGAAGUAAGACACUUGCAUGUGCUGCACGUGCCAAUUAACCAGGCACGUAUAUGGUAUGAAUUAGACUAAUAGCAUAUGUGAUUUUUCAUUUUUGCUAAAAACUUAGAAUAUGUUGUUUGUUGAACAGAUUGCUUUUGAUGUUCAUCUGCAAACCUUUUCUGGUGUUGUGUUAGCAUAGCCACCAACUGGUGCUUUUACUUGUGAUCUUGAUAGAAUUGAAUUAUUACUUUAUCUUAGCAAAAUUUGUUACAGGUUUAGUGCGACUCUGAUGUAUAGAUAUAUCAUCCAUAUU
Olea europaea var. sylvestris is the source of this 1657-nucleotide messenger RNA. Its product is annotated as heterogeneous nuclear ribonucleoprotein 1-like. The coding region runs from base 152 to 1372 and encodes 406 amino acids. The record is from RefSeq and is a predicted model, not a curated record. The transcript has 7 exons. Gene Ontology annotation, molecular function: RNA binding. NCBI's taxonomy places the organism in Eukaryota, Viridiplantae, Streptophyta, Magnoliopsida, Lamiales, Oleaceae. Gene Ontology annotation, biological process: regulation of gene expression. Gene Ontology annotation, cellular component: nucleoplasm.